AUGAGUGAAAAAUGUCCAAUUUUUACAACCGCUCGUAGACAGCGUGUUGCAGAGGUGCAGUUGGUCCCUGGAGGCCUGACGGCGGCUGUGAAUGAGGUGGUGCUUUCUGGGCUGCGGGGUCUCGCACGUGUGACGUACAGAAUUGGACAGCUGUACAUGAUAAGCAAGCAUAGCCAUGAGCAGAGUGACCGAGGUGAAGGUGUGGAAGUGGUGCAGAAUGAACCUUAUGAAGAUCCAAACCAUGGCAAUGGUCAGCUAACAGAAAAACGGGUCUAUCUCAAUAGCAAACUGCCUAGCUGGGCUAGAGCAGUCGUUCCCAAAAUAUUUUAUGUUACAGAGAAGGCUUGGAAUUAUUAUCCUUAUACAAUCACAGAAUACACAUGUUCAUUUUUGCCUAAAUUCUCCAUUCACAUAGAGACAAAAUACGAGGACAACAAAGGAAGCAAUGACAGUAUUUUUGACAAAGAAGCUAAAGAUCUGGAGCGAGAAGUCUGCUUUAUUGAUAUUGCCAGUGAUGAAAUUCCUGAGCGCUACUACAAAGAAUCAGAGGAUCCAAAAUACUUCAAGUCACAGAAGACUGGGAGAGGCCAAUUAAAAGAAGGCUGGAGAGAGACCCAUCAGCCAAUUAUGUGUUCCUACAAACUGGUGACUGUGAAAUUUGAAGUCUGGGGGCUUCAGACCAGAGUAGAGCAAUUUGUACACAAGGUGGUCAGAGAUAUACUAUUGAUCGGUCACCGGCAGGCUUUUGCCUGGGUUGAUGAGUGGUACGAUAUGACUAUGGAUGAUGUUCGAGCAUACGAGAAAAAUAUGCAUGAAAAAACCAACAUUAAAGUUUGCAACCAACAUUCAUCUACUGUGGAUGAAAUAGAGAGCCAUGCCAAAGCAAGAACAUGACAAUGGAUGAAGUCCGAGAGUUUGAACGAGCCACUCAGGAAGCCACCAACAAGAAGAUAGGGAUUUUCCCACCUGCGAUAUCUAUCUCUAACAUUUCCAUGCCUUCGUCAACCCGCAGUGCUCCAUCUAGUGCUCCAUCAACUCCUCUCUCCACAGAUGCUCCUGAAUUCCUAACAGUUCCCAAAGACCGGCCUCGGAAAAAGUCUGCUCCAGAAACUCUCACUCUUCCAGAUCCAACGAAAAAAAACCCUUUAAAUUAACCCAGCAUGUUUCCUCCUGAUAAGCCAUGUCUUACCACAGCAAGAGUGACGUAACUCAAUUUCUACAAAGGUCGUGGUGGUUUGUUGGUUGCUUUUUUGCUUAAAAUAAUCUUACUGGCAUGGAAAGAUGACUUCUUUCCUCAGACUAGAUCCUUAAAACCUUC
Opisthocomus hoazin is the source of this 1318-nucleotide messenger RNA. NCBI's taxonomy places the organism in Eukaryota, Metazoa, Chordata, Aves, Opisthocomiformes, Opisthocomidae. The record is from RefSeq and is a predicted model, not a curated record.